AUGAGUCCCUUCUGGUCGGUCUAUGAAAAAGCUUGCCAUCUCCCGGUUGAGAUAGAGCAUAAAGCGUAUUGGACAGUUAAGGAGUGCAACAUGGUGUUGCAAAAGGCAGGUGUAGAAAGGAAGCUUCAAUUGGAAGAAUUAGAGUGUUUGAGGUUGGAGACUUACGAUAAUGCCCGCAUAUACAAAAAAAGAACUAAAACGGUACAUGAUCAGCAUAUCAAGCGGAAGGAAUUCCAAGUUGGUAAUUUGGUGAUACUAUACAAUUCAGGGAUGAGGUUGCUACCAAAAAAGCUCAAAUCCAGAUGGGAUCAUCUGUAUAUUGUUGAUAAAGUUGAGCCCUAUGGAGUUGUUCACUUACGUCAUCUCAAGUUAUACCAUCAUACUAAUCCCAAGAGUGACAAGGAGGUGGAAUUUUUCUUCUUGAAGGAUCCACCCGGAGCUUGCAAAUGA
This is a messenger RNA of Arachis ipaensis, 450 nucleotides long. RefSeq lists its product as uncharacterized. NCBI's taxonomy places the organism in Eukaryota, Viridiplantae, Streptophyta, Magnoliopsida, Fabales, Fabaceae. The record is from RefSeq and is a predicted model, not a curated record.